Messenger RNA from Olea europaea var. sylvestris, 1431 nucleotides. RefSeq names its product calcineurin B-like protein 9. The transcript is spliced from 10 exons. Gene Ontology annotation, biological process: calcium-mediated signaling. The record is from RefSeq and is a predicted model, not a curated record. Gene Ontology annotation, molecular function: calcium ion binding; kinase binding. The coding region runs from base 476 to 1117 and encodes 213 amino acids. NCBI's taxonomy places the organism in Eukaryota, Viridiplantae, Streptophyta, Magnoliopsida, Lamiales, Oleaceae.
AACUACAACAAUAAUUACUUCUGCUUUGAAAGUAGACGGAUAUAUUCUAUACCCACUAUCCCUACAGCAACAUUGCACUCUGUGAAAUCGCAAUUGUUUCCCCUUUCGACUUUUCCUACUUGUCGCCCUCUAUGCCCUCCGUUUGCUUUCUGCUUUUCCGAUUUUGCUCCUCUCUCUCUCUUCUGUAGAUCGAAUCUGAGUAUAUAUAAAUUCAUUUAUUGUACGCUUCAUUCUUGAAGAACCCUGUAAACCUUUAAUUCUCUAUAUAAAGCCGGAUUUCAGUAUUGUUUGCGUUUCUUUUUGUUGGAUCAAGGGAGACGUUUUCCAAAUUCUAAUUUUCCACAUCUAUUUUUCACAUUUCAACUAGUCAUAUCAAAAGCCCAAUCGAAGUCAGGUCAUGGUAGUCAUGAUGAUAUAUCGUGGUGAAAUAUAGGUUCUAGGCACUAGUUAGCUGGGGAGCAUCUUGCUUCAAUAAAUGGGCUGUUUUCAGUCUACGGCAACACGACAGUCUCCUGGUCACGAAGAUCCUGUUUUACUUGCUUCCCAAACAGCAUUCAGUGUUAGUGAAGUUGAAGCAUUAUUUGAGCUGUUUAAGAGCAUUAGCAGUUCUGUAAUUGACGAUGGGUUAAUAAAUAAGGAAGAAUUCCAAUUGGCUCUGUUCAAGAACAGGAAGAAAGAGAAUCUUUUUGCAAAUCGGAUUUUUGAUCUCUUUGAUGUGAAGCGAAAAGGAGUCAUUGAUUUUGGUGACUUUGUUAGAUCACUGAAUGUUUUCCACCCAAAUGCACCACAAGAAGAUAAAAUCAACUUUUCAUUUAAGUUAUAUGAUAUGGAUGGCACAGGAUACAUUGAACGGCAAGAGGUUAAGCAAAUGUUGAUUGCACUUUUAUGCGAGUCAGAAAUGAAGUUGGCCGAUGAAACGAUUGAGAUCAUUCUUGACAAAACAUUUUUGGAUGCGGAUAUUGACCAGGAUGGCAAAAUAGAUAAAUCUGAAUGGCACAAUUUUGUGUCCCGAAAUCCUUCACUGCUGAAGAUAAUGACACUUCCAUAUUUGAGGGAUAUAACUACAACAUUUCCCAGUUUUGUAUUUAAUUCUGAGGUUGAUGAAAUUGCUACAUAAAUUAAGAGACAUAUUAGUUUAGUUGUUUAUGUGAUUUUUACUAGUAGCAAACGUUAAAAUAGCAAGUCUGUGAAUGGUCGUUUGCAAACCACUUUUGUGACUGGGAUUUGCUAUUUCUGUUGUCCAUUCUUAGUGCCUAUUCCUAACACCACAAUUUGGUUUGGUGGUAUAUUACAGCAUGUGUUGAAUAUCUAGGAUGUUUAUUGGGAUUAAUUCAUCGUAUUAAGGGUCUGUUUAGUAGGACUUUUGUAUAGUCAAAAACUGUUUUUAAGACUAAAAAGUUGCUUUUGAACUUUUUGGAUAAUUUUAUGAAA